GAUUUGGUGCAAGAUAUGCUGGAUCUUGGAAAUUAUCCUCGUAUUCAAAGCAAGCAGCCGGGAAAUACAUUACAUCAAUACAAAGACCCUCCUGCUCAUUUUGCGUUUCCAUCACCAUAUCAACCAGAAAUGCAGCAUCUAACACCUUAUAAUCAGAUACCAGCCCUGGUGCCUAUGGAGAAGCUGCGUCUAUCCACGGAUAACUCGAUUUGGGAACGGAUGGAGCAACUGGAAAUGUUGAUAGACAUUUUUCCUGAAUGCGACCGAUCAUACCUGAGAAAGAAAUGCGAUGAAUGCAACGGGUGUGCUACAACUCUAAUGGAUUUGGUGCAAGAUAUGCUGGAUCUUGAAAAUUAUCCUCGUAUUCAAAGCAAGCAGCCGGGAAAUACAUUACAUCAAUACAAAGACCCUCCUGUUCAUUUUGCGUUUCCAUCACCAUAUCAACCAGAAAUGCAGCAUCUAACACCUUAUAAUCAGAAUUUUCAGGCCACAACUGGCUUCCCAGAGGAUAUUACAUUACCUGGAAUUCGCCCCCCAAGUUACAAUUUGAACGAUCCCGAGAAGGCUCAUCCUUGCUUCCCCAGUCACUGGGAGCCAAUGCCAAAUGACAAGCUGGUAAUGAUGGUCGCUCUGGAUGAGUCCUCCGAUGAGUACAAGAGGGUGGCCGGGUACCUUCCCCAAAAACUCGAAGUCCAUCGCAUCGAGAGGGUCCAGAAUCCGUACUUUUGGGAGAUGUACCAGAAUUGCCGGGAACUCUUCCUCAGGCACCACGAUCGGGAUUUGGAGAAGUUGAACGAGAGGUACCUAUGGCAUGGUACAAGGCACGAAAACGUCCCGGAUAUUUGCGCCAAAAAUCUGGAUUGGCGAUAUCAUGGAAGAUGCGGUGCCCAGGCAUACGGACAGGGGACAUACUUCUCCCACACUCCCCAUGUUUCUCUUAAGUACGCCCCACCUUCAGCUUCACUUCAUGGGGGGAGAUGCUUGCUUCUAGUGAGAGUUUUGGUCGGGAAAUGCGCUGGAGGACAUGCCUUAAUGAAGAUGCCUCCAAGUGGCUGCGACACAACAGUUAAUAAUGUCAGCUAUCCCAGCAUAUUUGUGAAGUACCACGAUCAAGAGAUCUAUCCCGAAUAUGUCCUCGUUGUUAAAAACCGAUCGCGCGUGGCAGAGCGAAGAAAUGAACCUUAUGAAGUGAAGACGAACAGCGGGAUGUUAAACGAGGAAGAUCUCAGCCGUGUCCAGGGUGGGGCUUCGAGGUUCGGCGGCACGUUCCUAUAG
Molecule: messenger RNA, 1275 nt
Organism: Darwinula stevensoni
Lineage: Eukaryota; Metazoa; Arthropoda; Ostracoda; Podocopida; Darwinulidae
Source: the annotation of a GenBank genome assembly